This is a messenger RNA of Phyllostomus discolor (pale spear-nosed bat), 1906 nucleotides long. It is a transcript of the gene CIMAP1D, whose product is annotated as outer dense fiber of sperm tails 3 like 2. The transcript has 4 exons. The record is from RefSeq and is a predicted model, not a curated record. NCBI's taxonomy places the organism in Eukaryota, Metazoa, Chordata, Mammalia, Chiroptera, Phyllostomidae. The coding region runs from base 517 to 1350 and encodes 277 amino acids. Gene Ontology annotation, cellular component: cytoplasmic microtubule; cytoskeleton.
CCUGGCCCAGCGGCAAAUUUGCUGUGGACCCGGGGCCGCACCUCAGUUUCCCCGGCUGCAGAAAUGGGGCCAUGCCGCCCGUGACCUCACCAGUCCCUCCUGCUAUAAGGCUGAGGGUGUUGUGUUUGUGGCUCCAGCUCCCCCGGGGCCUGCUCUGGCCCCAGCUGCCCAGCUCCACCGUCUCCCAGGGGACCCGCUCUGCUGACACCGGAUUCUUCCCUGGACUGUCCAGCCAUCUGGCCGACACUCGAUCCCAGCCCCACUUCCAGGCCAGCGUCUGCCGACCGGCCUGCUUGGGCCAGGGCCCCAAGACUCCCUGCUGAAGGACAAGGGGCCGUCUGUGAGGUCCCUGGGAGGGUGUGGUGAGCCCAGGGCUCUGCCAACACAGGCAGGAGCCUCGAGGACUGGGGACGGUGCCGGAACUUGCCGCCCAGAGCCACUGCGGUCGAAGAGGCAGCAUCCAGUGCGGGUGCUGAGCAGCCCCGUGCUCCCUGCUGCAACCCACUCCUGCCCGCCAUGGGGACCCUCAGCUGUGACCCCGCUUCCCGGCUGACCACAGCGCCCCUGGGCCGGCGGGCCACGGAGUGCCAGAUUCCAGAGACCGGCCUGAGGAAGACCUGCAGGAUGGCCACCUUGGAGAACGGCUCUGGGCCGGGCUUGUAUGCCCUGCCGUCCACUGUGGGUUACAUCGACCAUGACCGCACCAGGGCGGCCGGUCCCGCCUACUCGCUGCUCCGGAGACCCAGUGAGGCAUCUCCACAGGACACCAGCCCUGGGCCAGUCUACUUCCUGGACCCCAAAGUCACCCGGUUUGGUCGAAGCUGCACCCCUGCCUACUCCAUACAGGGCCGGGGCAAGCCUCGGGGUCUGGAGGUGACACCCGGGCCUGGGGCCUACAGCCCAGAGAAGGUGGCCCCUGUGCGCCAGCGGACCCCUCCAGCUUUCACCCUGGGCUCCCGCCUGCGUCCACAGCCUCUGGACACCUCAGCCCCCGCCCCCAAUGCCUACACCUUGCCCUCUCUCUGGGGUGCUCAGAUCUUCGUCAAGCCCAGUAGCCCCAGCUACACAGUGGUGGGCCGCACACCCCCUGCCCGCCCUGCACAAGACCCCGCUGAGAUCCCCGGCCCGGGCCAGUAUGAAAGUCCAGAUCCCAACGCCUACCGUCAGCGCCGGCCUGCCUUCACCAUGCUGGGGCGGCCCCGUGCCCCACGCCCCCCGGAUGAGACGCCUGGCCCUGGCACCCACAGCCCUGAACAGGUCACCAUUACCAAGGCCAGGGCCCCGGCGUUCACCAUGGGCAUCCGACACUCCAAACGGGCCUCCACCAUGACCCCAGACAUAACACCCUGACGCCUGUGGGGGACAGGAUGCAGGCCAGCACCCGGGUUGAGCCUCAGUUUUCCUGCACCCUGGAGUAGAGUGUGGGCAGUCCCCUCCUGGGCCUGGCUUUCGCUGGGGUGGGACAACUCAGAGAAGCUGAACUGUCUGAGGUCCUUCUAGGCCACCUGCUUCCUCCAGUCCCUGGGGGCUGUGACCCCAUGGCCCUGUGCAGGGUGAGCCUCCUUCCAGUGCCCCAGUUUCUUCUCUCCUGGUCAUGCCAGCCUAAGCGAGGCCAGGUGGAGAAAGGGACACCCCUGGCCCUCCCCAGUGGCUGGCCGGAGACGGAGCUUCCUGUGUACUAGAACUUGGCGUCCGCCCUGCUAGGGCCUGGGUCCCCCAAACAGCUCAGGUUUCUGCCAAACUUGGGCUCUAACCUGUUUCUCAUGGAAGCACAGCUUCCUGACCUGGUCCCAGCCCAAAACCAGGCUGGAAGCAGCCCUGAUGCCCUCUUCUCCCCACCCCACACACUAGCUGCUUGCCAAUAAAUCUCUGUGGCACCAAGAGCUGUCAGCAGCACACGUGGGAC